UCUGACGACUUUCACUGCAGCUCAUCAGCUGGAAUACACACAUUUGGUUCCAGUCAACAUGCUUCUUCUUUUGAGUGUUUUCUUCCUCCCAGCUGUUUUGGUUCAUUGUGCCGUUAAAGAAGCCCGUCUCUUAAUCACUGCACCGAAGAGUCUGGAAGCAGUGACUGGAUCCUGUUUGAUGAUCCCGUGUCGCUUCAGACCUGCUUCAGAGGAGGAGUUUGACAACAAGAGAAAAAUAGUUGCUGUGUGGAUUAAAGAUGACUCAAAUUUUAAAGAUCAUCCAGACAGAAUAGUUUUUAACAGCAGUAAUGCAGUUAACUACCCUUAUAUCAGCAUCAUUGGAGACCUGAAAGAAAGAAACUGCACCACCAAGUUUAACAGAUUCAAACUUUUGAAUACCACAAAGUUCUUCUUUAGAAUUGAGAAUGAAUCAUACAAAGCAACAGCUAUUUCCGAUCCUGUUCUAAUAAAACUGAAAGAUUCUCCUCCGAGGCCCAGAUUAGAAGUCUCAGGUGAUCUGAAGGACCUGAAGGAGAAGGAGUCUGUCACGAUAACCUGCUCAGCUCUCACUCCCUGUCCACACUCCCCUCCUCAACUCACCUGGAGCCUCCAACAAGACGCUCACAGCCAAACUGAGCAAAACACAGACGGAACCUUCAGCACUCAGAUCCAGAAGAACCUCACUCUGUCAGACACACAUGAUGGAGUCAACCUCAGCUGCUCUGCUGUGUAUCCUGUUGAUGGAGGAGAAGCUGUGAAAACACCUGAGACAGAGUUAACUCUCAGUGUUUCAUAUGCUCCUAAAGACACGACAGCCUCCAUCAGUCCAUCAGGGAGCUGGGUGAACCUGACCUGCUCCAGCAGAGCCAAACCUGCCGUCAGCAGCUUCACCUGGUUCAAGAACAGCGACCAUGGAGCCAUCAGAGUGUCUGAAGGAGACUUUUACAGCUUCAAUGUGGCCGACAUAACAGAUCCAGCAAGUUUUUACUGUGUGCCUGAAAAUGCUCUGGGUAAUCAGACGUCAUCAUGGAUUCAUGUGAACAAAACAGGUAAAAGGGACGACACCACUGUGGUCUGGUACUUCAUCUGA
Messenger RNA from Salarias fasciatus (jewelled blenny), 1090 nucleotides. Its product is annotated as sialic acid-binding Ig-like lectin 9. The record is from RefSeq and is a predicted model, not a curated record. Bases 59 to 1090 code for a protein of 343 amino acids. The transcript is spliced from 5 exons. NCBI's taxonomy places the organism in Eukaryota, Metazoa, Chordata, Actinopteri, Blenniiformes, Blenniidae.